UCAGGCGUCUUCUUCCUGCUCUGCCUCCUCGCAGGCUACGCUGGCCUGUCAACCCUCCAACUCGGCGAAUACGUCAACGACAAAGUCCUACACCUCUUCACCUUCUUCCUUCUCACCGUUGUCUUCUACUGGAUCGUAGACACAAACCGCCGGCGCACGCUGAACUUAUCUCUCGUCGUAUGCACACUAGUCCUCGGCGUCGGUUCCGAGUUCCUACAGGGCUUCCUGCCCAACGGCCGCGAGUUCGACCUAUAUGAUAUCGUGGCCAAUGUCGUCGGGAGCCUAGGCGGGCUAGGCUUGUGUUCGUGGUACCAUAAGCGCAUGCUGGAGCGCAAACGAGGACGAAAGUAUGAUGCGGUGCCGGGCGAGGACGAGGAAGACUUGGAGUUGGGAGAAGGCUCGGGUGGUCAAGAGGAAGGCAUAAUGUCAGCCGCCGGUAACGAGAGAAGCACAACGCUGGAGCAGGAGUUGGAUAACUGGGAUGAGAAUGCCGUCGACGCAUGGGACGAGGCGGAA
This is a messenger RNA of Pseudomassariella vexata, 516 nucleotides long. RefSeq lists its product as uncharacterized. The transcript has a single exon. NCBI's taxonomy places the organism in Eukaryota, Fungi, Ascomycota, Sordariomycetes, Amphisphaeriales, Pseudomassariaceae. The annotation marks the transcript as partial. The record is from RefSeq and is a predicted model, not a curated record.